Messenger RNA from Penicillium manginii, 1608 nucleotides. Its product is annotated as HECT-type E3 ubiquitin transferase. NCBI's taxonomy places the organism in Eukaryota, Fungi, Ascomycota, Eurotiomycetes, Eurotiales, Aspergillaceae. Gene Ontology annotation, molecular function: ubiquitin conjugating enzyme binding; ubiquitin protein ligase activity; cyclin binding. Gene Ontology annotation, cellular component: cytosol; ubiquitin ligase complex; nucleus. The coding region runs from base 1 to 1608 and encodes 535 amino acids. The transcript has 4 exons. The record is from RefSeq and is a predicted model, not a curated record. Gene Ontology annotation, biological process: protein monoubiquitination; protein polyubiquitination; proteasome-mediated ubiquitin-dependent protein catabolic process.
AUGUCCUGCUCAGAUACAGAUAGUUUCCUCUAUCUACACGCUGAGCUCCUGCCUAAUAUCCGCCAAAUCACCCUAUAUGUUUCCCUCCCCCAAACCAGUGUACUAAAUAACGUCCGACCGACCGUACAGCUAUCAGAAUCCUGCAAGGCAGUCACAGUCUCACUCUCCGAGCCUUUCCAAGAUGUCUCAGAGACGAUCAAGCUUCCGGCGCGCGUCAACGGCGCGUCUCGCCGAGCAUUGAACACGAACAUCAGCCCAACAAUCAUGCACAACCCCUCCCACUUCAAGGGUACCAGCCACGACUACUCUUUUAGGAUGCAGAUCGAUGCCAAGGACCCGGCUCUCGUACCUCGCGACGAAAUUAUGGAUGAUUACGUACCCUGGACAGCAGCAGACAUGUCCUGCUCGACCCGUAUUCGUUGCCGAAAGUGUGGCGCGACCUUCCUCGAUCCAGCAAUCUCCGCAAAUAUACCGGAAGAAGAAGGAACUGCGAAUCCGGCUAAAUGGGCAUGGAAAGAUUUACCAAGUGGGAAUUGGGCGGAGAUGAUGGACUUCUGGCACUGCCACAAGCCUGACCCCCACGAGGACGAUCCAAAGUCCGAAGCCACCGCGGCUCUCAAGCUUGAGGAGCAAAGUGCCCAGGUUAAGGGAUACGGGGCAGCUAGUCGUGUUGAAGCGAUUCCUGCUACUGUCUUGAUCGAUGUGGCUACUUUCCUACUGGCCGAGUCCGACUGUGUAGGGUUGAAAAAGAAAUUGAAAUCGCUUCAUACUUUGAAAUCCCACUUUCCUUUUCAUCCGGGCAACCAGAAGGAGACCAUUUCGUGCCCAUGGGGUGGCUUCCGAUACUAUUGCCCUAGAGGGAUGUCUGUGCAUAUCGCGUUCAGUCAGAUGGCAGCCAUUUCGGCAUUUGAGUCUACGGCUUUGGAAGGCAGAUAUCCUCUCUCGCUAGAUGGAUUUCGCCAACCUUUGCUGACUGUCUUGGAAGUUGUUGUGGCUGCUGUCUCAAGUGAUCAAGAGGAAGCCAAAUCUAGUACGGAGGCUUCAGAACAACAUACAUUAGAGUGUAUACACUGCAACUCCAUUAUCGGCAUGGAAGAUUCAUCGGCCAAUGGAUGGCGAUUACUCAAGGCAAAUGUAUCCUUGAACACCAAUUCUGCGCCUGUUACGGAAGAAGAAUGGCAAAGUCACCCCGAAGAGAUGAUUGUCGCGGCCCAAUUGCUGGAGCUGAUCGAGCGUGAGAGUGCUCGAAGAUUUGUCGUUCAUUGCGGCCAAAAAAGUGGACUAUUGCUCUGGGUCUUCAAUCCCGACUUACGAUAUUCAAAUUCAUCUUCCGGAUACAGCGUCAACGCCCAACAAGCCAUGAAAGUGUUCUAUCAGAACAUCCAGGACGUUGACAAACUUCUCAAUCCAGAACUCGGAAAAGUCAGCCCACUGUCGGUGGAAGAGCUCGAACUUCCCUCAUCGAUCCUGCAAUCAUUAUCAUCCUCCCUCGAAAAAAGCAACAACAUGCUUCCCCUUUCAGCGAGAAGGUUCAGCGAAUGGCAUGUCGGUUUGUUGAGCCGGUUCAGUCGUGAACAAACGGCUCCCUCGGUUUCUACCUCGGUCUGA